Messenger RNA from Purpureocillium lilacinum, 1050 nucleotides. RefSeq lists its product as uncharacterized. Lineage: Eukaryota; Fungi; Ascomycota; Sordariomycetes; Hypocreales; Ophiocordycipitaceae. The record is from RefSeq and is a predicted model, not a curated record. Gene Ontology annotation, molecular function: tRNA (cytidine-N3)-methyltransferase activity.
AUGGCUUCCACCGCCGUGCCCAGUGCCGAGCUGGCCCCGGCACCGGCCCCGCCGACAGAGGAGAUGGCAGCCCUGAAGACGCCCAGUCAGGACGACGCGGCUGGCGAAUUGCCACCUCACCGAUCACACGAUCCUGCCAAGAACCUGAAGCGGAGCGAUCCCUUCCAGUUCGGGAGCCGUUUUCUCUCAAAGGAAGACGACGUGUUCGAGUUCAAUGCCUGGGAUCAUGUCGAGACUGACGACGCGUACAAGGAGUACACGGAACGUCAGCUCGAGAUGCAGCGCCAGGCUCCCGUUUCUGACUUUGACAAGAACAGGUUUAACUCGAACCCCGCAAAGUGGUGGAACCUUUUCUACAAGAACAAUGCGUCCAACUUUUUCAAGGACCGCAAGUGGCUGCAGCAGGAGUUCCCGAUCCUUGCCGACGUGACCAAGGAAGACGCUGGGCCAGUGACAGUGUUGGAGAUUGGCGCCGGCGCGGGUAACACGGCGUUCCCUGUGCUGGCCAACAACAAGAAUCCGCAACUCAAGAUCCACGCUUGCGACUUUUCCAAGACGGCUGUGGACGUCAUGCGCAACCACGAGGCGUACAACACGGCGCACAUCCAGGCGGAUGUGUGGGACGUCUCCGGGGAUGACCUUCCUCCAGGGUUGGAGGAAGGCUCCGUAGACGUCGCCGUCAUGGUGUUCAUCUUCUCUGCGCUGUCGCCGACGGAGUGGGCACAGGCGGUCCGGAACGUGCACAGGGUACUGAAGCCAGGGGGCCUGGUCUGCUUCCGAGACUAUGGAAGAGGUGACCUGGCCCAAGUGCGGUUCCGAAAGGGACGGUACCUGGAGGAGAACUUUUACAUCCGCGGAGACGGGACCCGCGUCUACUUUUUUGACCGGGACGAGCUGUCCAAUAUAUGGUCUGGGGAAAGCUCCUCGGAGGUAGACGCGCCCAAGUUCGACGUCGAGAACCUGGGCAUCGACCGGCGGCUGCUUGUCAACCGAGCCGAGAAGAUUAAGAUGUACCGGUGCUGGUUACAAGGAAGAUUUAGAAAGAUUUAG